UUCAAUGGCCCUUUACUGGUUUCUGUGUAUUACAUACUUUGUGGCUUCUAUGAUGAUACUGGUAUAAAGUGUUAGACAACUCAUUGCAAAAGAGAAAAAGCAACUAUCAAUAGAAUGGGAUCAGUACUACUAACUGGAGCAAUACUAGUUAUACUGAGUACAUGGUAUGCAAAUGCUCUAACACUAUCUGAUUUGUACCCAUAUGGAAUAGAACAUGGGGACACCAUGAGUAAUGGAACUGAUCUGCCUGAAGUGUCAAUAGAACCUCCAAUUGAUAAUUUAGUUGGAUUUAGUCCAGCUGGGCUUACAGGAACAAGUUAUGAAAUUUCACAUAAUGGGAAACUGGAUAUUCUAAAUGAUGGUGAUGAUAUAAUUCGUUUGUUACUGCUCCAGUUAGCAGGUGAUUUUUCGAAUACUAAGAUUUAUGGUAGGUCUACUAAUGAUGCAGUAUUGAUCAAGAGAGCGAUGAAUCAGAUUAAUGAAGGAUUUCCUAAUACUUUCUGCAGUACAUCUCCUCCUUCACGAUUAAUAAUAGCAACAUGGAUAGAUUAUCAAAAAACUGACACAGACACAGGCAGUAACUUCCAAGUAAUAGUUGCAACUAAUCAAAACAUUACAUUUGGCAUUGCUCUUUAUGUCAAUGUGCACCUUAGAACAGCUUUUACUGGAAUAGGUUCAAUUAUUAAUGGUACAAGCGUAUAUCAACGUUCUUUUUUUCCAAUUGGUACUGAUGUUGCAAGUAUUCCCAAUAUGAUGUCUAAUAGCAACAUACCAGGGACAUACAUAACUUCACUGAAUCAUAUACCACCAGAUCCUUGCACAGAACCUGACUGCUCUGUUGUAUGUAAAGCCAAACUUCUCAGAAUGGCAUGUGAGGCUAUGGGGAUUGAUGGUAAAGAUCUACCAGCUCCUUGUCGUAACUGAACAGUAACAGUAGUGACUAGAUAUCGUUGUAUUAAUUUUUGUAGCAAAUGUUAGAUGAAGGAAGUAUUGUUAAAUGAA
Amphimedon queenslandica is the source of this 1002-nucleotide messenger RNA. RefSeq lists its product as uncharacterized. Gene Ontology annotation, biological process: cell-matrix adhesion. The transcript is spliced from 5 exons. Lineage: Eukaryota; Metazoa; Porifera; Demospongiae; Haplosclerida; Niphatidae. The record is from RefSeq and is a predicted model, not a curated record. The coding region runs from base 115 to 924 and encodes 269 amino acids.